Messenger RNA from Fopius arisanus, 876 nucleotides. RefSeq lists its product as uncharacterized. NCBI's taxonomy places the organism in Eukaryota, Metazoa, Arthropoda, Insecta, Hymenoptera, Braconidae. The record is from RefSeq and is a predicted model, not a curated record. The transcript is spliced from 5 exons. Bases 27 to 791 code for a protein of 254 amino acids.
UUGGUAAAGGAACGAAUAAAAUAGAGAUGUAUUGUCUUUACACGGGAAGUUGUAAGGCCAGAAGGUUUGUCAUUUAUCGAGAGAUGAAGUACUUUGCGGUUAUCAUCGCCAUUCUGGCACUUUUACCACAGGAUGAAGCAACUUCGAUUGACGACUUUAAUACCACCGUAUCGGCACUCAGCGAAAUUAAAUUGUCCCUAGAAUUGUACAAGAAAAAUAUACCAGAAGAGGAGAGUCUCAGACUCGCAGCUGUGAUGAAUGCAGCUCAACAGACUGGCAUUGAUGUUCUAAUUGCAGCAAUUGAUAAUUGGGAAGACAAACAGUGCAAGGAGAUCUUGCUGAAGAAGGCUAAAGUCAUUAUGAAAAUGAUAAAUGAAGUCUUGACGAAAUGUUUCGAGGAGAACGAGCCACGUUGGGUGACCUACGCCUAUCAAAUUAAUCAAUUGAUUACUGUUGGCAAAGAUGUGGAGGCCAAGGCAGAUUUUUUGAAAGACUAUUGCUCCAAUUCUACUGAUGGCUUGGAGACAUGCUUGAACGAAAAUGUACUGUUCCUUAUGCGAAUGGUUGCUGCUUACCAGAAACUGGCUGGUGAAGUGAGGAUUAAGGUACAAGCAGAUGUCGGCAUGGGGUUCAUGCUGACUGGUGCAUGCCUCCAAAGAGUAACGGAAGAUAUUUUCACCGAGAUCAGAAAUAGAAUAGAUGAUAACGAGGUAGUGGAGUGUUUAACUGCCACGGGUGCACCUCAACUCAUCGAAUCAGCUUCGCUAAUGAAGAGAAGCUCAUUCUUUUAACCCAGCCUCAAAGCAAAUAAAAAUCCAAAUACCAUUUCAUCAGAUGUAUCUCGAGAAAAGUGUUAAUAAAAUUAAUCUAUUGAUA